UGGUAAUGGCAAGAUUAUUUUAUCAUAAACCCCAGUUUGCCAUUUUGGAUGAAUGCACAAGUGCAGUUAGUGUCGACGUGGAAGGCUACAUUUACAGUCAUUGUCGAAAGGUCGGCAUCACCCUCUUCACUGUGUCACAUAGGAAAUCUCUUUGGAAACAUCAUGAGUACUACCUGCAUAUGGAUGGCAGAGGCAACUAUGAAUUCAAACAGAUAACAGAAGAUACAGUUGAGUUUGGCUCUUAGAGAAAUCUGGAGAACUAUACUUGCUUCAAUGAAAUAAUUACGGAAUACACUUAGAAAUGCAAAGUACAUUGUAAAAUAAAGUUGAGCUUGGUUUUUUUUUAAAAAAAAAAAACAAAGCAACAAAUUAGAUAUAGAAUAAUGGAGAACAAGUUGUUAAAACAUUUAAUACUAUAUAGGAUAUUGCUAAUUGUGUAUAUGUUGGUUUAAUUAUUAAUAUGUACUAAGAAUGUCCUUAUUCUUGUGGUUAAAAACCUGCCUAAAUUAAAUUGGGCUUCAAUCACUGUAACCUGAUUCAUCCUGGGAUGUAAACCAUUUGAAGUCAGCUAAUUGGACUUUUAUGGCUCUAUCUUUUCCUUCAAUGAAGAACCCUAUUUAAAACUGGGUCAUCAUUUGUCCUGUUCUAGCAAGAUAGUCUUGAGUUUCAUUUUCCUGUGCCCCAUGGUAGCAGGAAACAAGUCAUAAUGUAUUAUUUAAAUGUACAACAUCAUUGCAUAACCGCAUUUAUUACACAGUGGCAGAUUUCUUUAGCUGCCACAGUAAUACUCAUUCCUUGUGUGUGUCUUGGAGUGCAUUUCGAUUUUCCUUAACUGAAUGAUAAAUGUACCCCUCUCAGGCUAUGGUAUUGAGUUGUUUGAGGGUUCUUUGUGGUGAUGUAACAAAAAUGUAUGUGCAGUCUUGCUUACAAGGAGGGGUUACCAUGUGUCACACCUAAUCUUCCCAAUGUUUGGGAUAUUAAAACACAAAGUCCUUACAUGCCAGGCUCAAGGUCUUUAUGAGAGUUUUUGAUUUUUUGAAGAAUUAGACAAAUUUUUGUGUUAGAAGCCCAUUAGAAGUGUGGUAGUUAUUUGGUAUUAAACUCCAGAUGAGCCAUAGGAAUGCACUACAUGAAGUAAUGCACUGAGUAUGCAAUGCUAUCACUGUCUUUGACUGUGAUUUUAUGUUUAAAAAUAUGUUCUAAAAUUAUGUAUACAUGGGUGAAUCAUGUUUCUGAGGCACUGUUUUAUCUCCUUGAAUCUUGAAUAACUUUUUUAUAUUUGGUUGUUACGUUGAGCUAUCCUAAGAGAAGAUGAUUUCAGCUCAUCAAACCAUCAGUAAAUGACUAGAUGUAUUAUUUGCACAGGGAGAAGUGAAACGGAAUAUAAUCAGUAAGCUAGAUAUGAAAUCAGUUUAUCAAACCUGGGGUUCAGAAAGGGGCAUUUUAUAUUCUUGUUUCUGCAUAACUGGUUUUGUUUUUUGCAGAAUUAACCAUAACAAUCACUGACUACCGAAGUAAACGUGAUGUACUGAAUUCCAUAAUACAUAAAAUUCAAUUUAUACCACUUCUGUUUAGCGAACUUGUAUACUUACUUAUUUUCUGUUCAGAUUAAAAAAAAAAACUCAGAUAUCCUAUACAACCUUUGCUUGUUCUUUUUUAUUCUGGUAUCUAAAUACUGAGAAGUUCAUUUAUAAUUCAGCCUUGACUUAAAAACAUACAUAGUUUAAUGUUGACUUGAAAAACCACAAAAAUAAAUUCAGAAAAUGCUUUUAGCACAGUGUCUCUUUAUUUUAAAGUUUUGUCAAAUGUGGUUUUUAAUUGAAUGAAUUUCUCUUUUAGAGAAGUUCAGUAAAAUCUGUGUACCUGCCAAACAGCCAGGACACCCUAAAAGAUGCUAUUAGUCUUGGAAAAAAUUUUAAGACAUGGGGAAAUUUUAGGUUUUCAAAUUUCUGGGUUACUCUAAACCUACUAGUAGAAGUAGUCUAGCUGCCUCAUAAUUGCUUUUGUUAUGGAUCCUUGCCAUUAAAAAAAACAACAAUUUGGGCUUUUUUUUCUUAAUUUCUUAAUUUUUCUUAAUUUUUUCUUAAUUUUUUUUUCUUUUUUAUGUAAUAACUAUAGUGCCUCACCAUUUGAGGUGCAGAGGAACAUCCUUCUGGAGAAUCACAUUAACAUAUGGUGGUUCUUAGAAGACCCACAAUACAGAAAUCCAGUGAUUGCAAAACUUGAUUGACCUUGGAACACCUUUUUCUAUAUAAUUCCUAUUAACAUCUUCACAAACUGCACUAGGAAUUGGUAGUUUAAUAUGAAGAAUAAAACAGAAUAAGAACUUUCAUCCAUGAGCAGCACCACUCUGCAUACCAAGACAUAUCACUGUACUCUCAUAACAAGUUUUUACUUUUAUAUAAUGAGAAAAUAAGUAUGAAACAGCCAUGGUAGUUUGUGAUGCAUUAGUAGAAUAAAAUAUAUCUAGCAUUG
Messenger RNA from Cebus imitator (Panamanian white-faced capuchin), 2475 nucleotides. RefSeq names its product ATP-binding cassette sub-family D member 3-like. Bases 6 to 245 code for a protein of 79 amino acids. NCBI's taxonomy places the organism in Eukaryota, Metazoa, Chordata, Mammalia, Primates, Cebidae. Gene Ontology annotation, biological process: peroxisome organization; long-chain fatty acid import into peroxisome; fatty acid beta-oxidation. Gene Ontology annotation, molecular function: long-chain fatty acid transmembrane transporter activity. The transcript is spliced from 4 exons. The record is from RefSeq and is a predicted model, not a curated record. Gene Ontology annotation, cellular component: peroxisomal membrane.